CAGUGGCAGAACCGCCACCCAAGCCAUGGCUCCCAACUCCCCCGCCGACCCCGUAGCAAAAGGGACCCUCGCGACAGCCAAACAGUCCCUCCGCGACCUCUUCAUCUGGCGCCAGCGCGUGGUCGUGACCAACGAGUACGGCGAGACCUCCACAGAAUGGCAGGACCCGGACCCCAUCCGCAACCCCAUCUCGCUCUUCGCCCAGCUCUCGCCGCGGGACUGGCUCUUCUUCCUCGUCGGCCUCGCCGCCUGGACCGCCGACGCCUUCGACUUCCACGCCCUCUCCAUCCAGACGAAGAAGCUGGCCGACUACUACGGCCGCUCCAAGACCGACAUCACCACCGCCAUCACCCUCACCUUGCUCCUCCGUUCGAUCGGCGCGGCCUUCUUCGGCAUCGCGGGGGACAAGUACGGUCGCAAGUGGCCCAUGGUGGUCAACCUCGUCGUGUUGGGCGUGUUGCAGGUCGCUACGAUUUACAGUGCUACUUUCCAGCAGUUCCUGGCCGUGCGGAGCUUGUUUGGCCUGUUCAUGGGUGGUGUUUAUGGUAAUGCCAUUGCCAUGGCCCUGGAACAUUGUCCCUCCAACGCGAGAGGUCUGAUGUCUGGUGUCCUCCAGCAGGGCUACUCCCUCGGAUACGUCUUCGCAGCGUGUGCCAACCUCGGUGUUGGUGGUGCAACCGAAUCAUCGAAGACCGUCUUUUGGAUCGCCGCCGGCAUCUCCAUCGCCGUGGGCGUCAUCCGCAUCUUCUUCCCCGAAUCGCAACAAUUCCUCGAAGCGAAAGCAAAAGGCCGCAGGCAGGGCGCGUCGCCGCGCGAGUUCUGGCGCGCCCUAGUGACGAUGCUGGGCCAGGAAUGGCGCAUGUGCGUCUACUGCACCGUCCUCAUGACCUGGUUCAACUACUACUCGCACACCUCGCAGGACUCGUACACCACCUUCAUGCUGACCCAGAAGGAGCUCGACAACGCCGCUGCCUCGCGCGCUUCCAUCCUGAUGAAGACGGGCGCCUGCGUCGGCGGCACCGUCAUCGGCUACCUGUCGCAGUUCGUCGGCCGGCGCCGCGCCAUCGUCGCCAGCGCUCUCGUGUCCGCGUGCCUCAUUCCCGCGUGGAUCCUGCCCCCGGGCGAGGCGGGGCUGAGCGCCAGUGGGUUCUUCACCCAGUUCUUCGUGCAGGGUGCUUGGGGCGUUAUCCCCAUCCAUCUGAACGAGCUGUCGCCUCCUGCGUUCCGCUCGUCCUUCCCCGGCAUUACGUACCAGCUUGGGAAUAUGAUCUCGUCGCCCAGCGCGCAGAUAGUGAACGCUAUUGCGGAGACGACGUUCGUGACGAAGCCGAACGGGAACCGAGUCGAGGCGUAUGGUCCUGUCAUGGGUGUCGCCACGGCCAUCAUCGCUGUGGGGAUUGUCGUCACUACGAUGUUCGGACCAGAGAAGCGCGGGCGCAGCUUUGAGCAUGCGGUUGCUGGUGUAGAGUCGGAGGAGGAGGACAAGGAUAUAGAGAUGGGCGCUGCUCCGGCGACGGAGUCGACUCAGUCGAGGGUCCAAAAGGAUGAAAAUAGACCUGGGCUGCAGCGGUAAAGGCUGGGUGCUUGUUUGACAAAAAUUCCCGUUUGCUGUGGAAGACUAGACAACACGGUCAUAACUUACUAUAAUCCAUAAAGUCUGGAUUUAGAUCCGGCGAACUUGUCUUGUUGGACCGGCCAAAUCGCACGAACGCUUCCCGUAAGGAUCAUUGAUGCCUGCCAGUUGGUUUCCAACUUUCACUCUUGCUCGUACAUACCGUUGCCUGCAGACUCGUGAUUGAUCUUAUUCUUGGCAGCUAUGAAGGAAUUGCUAUCUGAAGUUCCGGGGACAGC
This is a messenger RNA of Sodiomyces alkalinus F11, 1851 nucleotides long. RefSeq names its product MFS general substrate transporter. The transcript is spliced from 3 exons. Gene Ontology annotation, molecular function: carboxylic acid transmembrane transporter activity. The record is from RefSeq and is a predicted model, not a curated record. Bases 26 to 1573 code for a protein of 515 amino acids. NCBI's taxonomy places the organism in Eukaryota, Fungi, Ascomycota, Sordariomycetes, Glomerellales, Plectosphaerellaceae. Gene Ontology annotation, biological process: carboxylic acid transport; transmembrane transport. Gene Ontology annotation, cellular component: plasma membrane.